AUGUCGGAAAAACGGACUUCGAUGGAGCUGGGCACCGUCCUGGUGGUGGGCGGCUGCGGGUUUCUAGGCUGGCACAUCGUCGACCAGCUGCUCAACUUUCCCUCUGAGCACGACCCCAGUGCGGCGAUUCCGACGAUGGAGGGCAACGAGAAAUUUGCCGUUCCUCGUCUGAGCGACAGGUACCCGACAUACAAGGCCAAGGUGGCGGUGGUGGACCUUCGGACGAGCCAGAACCGACUGCCGGGCGCCAGCUACCAUGAUGGGGAUAUCACAUCUACGGAACAGAUGCUGGAGAUCUUCCGGACAGUGAAACCGGAUGUGGUGAUCCAUACAGCAUCCCCGUCACCGAUCGGCGCCACCAAAGAGCUGUUGCACAAGGUGAACGUUGAGGGAACGCGGACGCUCGUGGAGGUCGCUGCAGGCGAGCGCGGCGACUGGGGGGGCAAGUGCAAGGCCUUUGUCUACACGAGCUCCAGCUCUGUCGUGCAUGAUACUCAGAGUGAUUUGAUCCAUGUCAACGAGGACUGGCCGUAUAUGCGUGGACCUUUGCAGCAGGAGUAUUACUCGGAGACGAAGGCCAACGCAGAAGAACUCGUCCUGAAGCACAACAAAGCCGAGGCGUCGACGAUGCUGACCACCGCCAUCCGCCCUGCAGGAAUUUUCGGCGAGAAGGACACGACGAUCACACAGAACAUGCUUGACCACGUGUCGAAGGCGUCCCCGUUCGUGCUGCGGAUGCAGCUGGGUGAUAACGAGAACCUGUUCGAUUUCACAUAUGUCGGAAACAUCGCGUACUCGCACAUGUUAGCGGCGUACUACCUGCUCUCGACCUACACCCGGCUCGAGUCCGGUCGUGGCCUCCCGCUGGACCACGAGCGCGUCGACGGCGAAGCGUUCAACAUCACCAAUGACUCGCCUAUUUACUUCUGGGACAUGACGAGCGCGAUCUCGGCGCUCGCGGGCAAGCCGGUUGAGCCGGCACAGGUCAUCUCCCUGCCGGAGUGGCUGCUACAGCCCAUCGGAGGUAUUGCUGAGACCGUCCUGGGUCUCUUUGGUAAGACUCCGCGUCUGACCCGGCGCGCCGUGCGUUACUCGUGCAUGACUCGCUACUAUUCUAUUGAAAAGGCCCGCGCCCGCCUCGGAUAUCUGCCCAUUGUCCCGCUCGACGAAGGUGUCCAACGGGCUGUCGGAAACUAUAUCGCGCGCAACCAGCUGGGCGAAAAGAAGGCCCAAUAG
Molecule: messenger RNA, 1236 nt
Organism: Penicilliopsis zonata CBS 506.65
Lineage: Eukaryota; Fungi; Ascomycota; Eurotiomycetes; Eurotiales; Aspergillaceae
Exons: 2
Coding region: 1-1236 (411 amino acids)
Biological process (GO): steroid biosynthetic process
Molecular function (GO): 3-beta-hydroxy-Delta5-steroid dehydrogenase (NAD+) activity
Source: RefSeq, a predicted model, not a curated record